CGAUUGACAAUCGGUAGUCGAACAGCAGCGUGUUAACAUCAAGUGCCGGAUGCAAAGAUGCAAGCGUGCAGUGGAUGCGGCUUAAAACUGCUAAUAUUACUAUGCGUUUUUUUCGCACUUGUAAUGCAAACAAAUUGUGGGCGUGUGAUAUACUACAAAGAUCAAAACAAUUCUCAAAGCGUGGCUGCCAAUGAGAGCAGCCAAACAUCAGUGGAGAAGAGCAUGCUUUUAGCUGUUAAUCGUGCCCAUUGCAAACACGGUUAUAUGUACGACCAUCGCAAUCGGUGCCGUCGAGUUGUGUGACACUCCGGUUGUCGGGCUCAUAAAUUCAUUAAGGCUUUAUUGUAUGUUAUAGUAUAUGUAGAAUCGACUACUGAACUCUAAUUAUGUGUCAUGAUGAAAUUAUUUUGAAACUUUCUGAACAUUAAAUGACAUUAGUAGAUAAAAAAUAUACAACAAGAGCGAA
Molecule: messenger RNA, 466 nt
Organism: Drosophila sulfurigaster albostrigata
Lineage: Eukaryota; Metazoa; Arthropoda; Insecta; Diptera; Drosophilidae
Exons: 2
Coding region: 58-303 (81 amino acids)
Source: RefSeq, a predicted model, not a curated record